GAGGCCUACCGGUGCGGUCAACGUGUCUUUGGCGAGAACUACGUACAGGAGCUGAGCGUCAAAAGUGUGGAUCCAUUAAUCGCGGAGAUGUGUCCGGACAUCGAGUGGCGACUUAUAGGACACAUUCAGACCAACAAAAUCAAUCAACUCUUGAGAGUCGAGCGCUUGACUGCCGUCGAGACCAUUGACUCUCAAAAAUUAGCUCAAAGUCUAGAGAAGGCGUUGUCUCAGAGGGGGAGGGCUUUGGAUGUGAUGGUGCAGAUCAACUCGGGUCAGGAGGACGUCAAGACUGGCUGCCAUUUCUCAGAGGCUGAGGCAUUGGUCCGACUAAUUCGCACCCAAUGUCCGCAUCUGAAACUCUUGGGACUCAUGACUGUUGGCCGGUUGGGUCACGACUGGACCGAUGGACCCAACCCUGACUUCUUGGCCCUUAUCGAGAGCCGCCGUAAUAUCUGUCUGAGUUUAGGCGUCGCCGAAGAGUCUCUGAAAUUAAGUUUCGGAAUGACCGCAGACUUUGAAGAGGCCAUUGGGUUGGGAAGCGAUGAGGUGAGGGUCGGCACAGCCGUCUUCGGUCAACGCAAAUACCCCAUUGGAGUCCUAACACAUGGCAAGUGGGAUAUGAGUCGCUAUACUGAUCCUCAAUACUUACAACUCAUACGCGAUAAUGGUUUGCAAACAUUGAAAUAA
Molecule: messenger RNA, 687 nt
Organism: Oppiella nova
Lineage: Eukaryota; Metazoa; Arthropoda; Arachnida; Sarcoptiformes; Oppiidae
Source: the annotation of a GenBank genome assembly